AAAAUACAUCAUUGAAUUAUUAUUUUACAUAUUUUUACACUGUUUCAUUUAAACUGACUGGAUAAUUAUGAGAAAACUGACGUUUGAAAAUUUUGUAAAGUGUUCCGAUGUUCGGAUAGAUCGGUAUUUCGCCUUCAUCCUGUAGUUUAGUUUCUGGAUUGAAAACAAAAAUUGCCUGUGAUAUAUAAUUAGACACAACAGAAGCACACGCCAAACAUGUGGACAAAAAUAGUGAUUGGGCUCUCCAUUGCAGUGUUUUUAUUAAUGUCAGUUGUGAACUGCACGUAUGGUCCAUAUUUUCUUGAAGAACAUCAAAGACUUCCGUUACAAAAAUGCCCUUCCGGUGGAUAUUCUAAAAUUAGAUGCAGACCGGAUAUACAAUUCAACGACUGUGGACAGGGCUUUGAGUGUAUCCGAAACCGUUAUUUAUACCAAUAUGACAAAAUAUUUUGCGGCGUAUGUUGCCCAGCACGGCAGUUAUGCCCUAAAGGACUUUUACAGGGUCCAAAAUGCAAUAAUUACGGCACAAAGUGCCCACGUGGCUUUAAAUGCUUAAAUGGAGUCUGUUGCCAGACGACACAGUUCACGUGCCCAACCGGAAGUAUCCCAGGGCGCAAAUGUUCUUUGAACUUUCCGUGUAAUCCAGGAAGUAUCUGUUUAAAAGGGACGUGCUGCUCUAUGCCAAAGCACCGGCCUGUGUGUCCAUCCAACUAUUUCCCGCUGGCGGGAGUAAAAUGUGGGUUACAUUCACACUGUCCAGGCAGGUCUGUGUGUUUCGAUUAUAAGUGUUGUCAUCCCGAAAAACCGGUAUCCAAACCACCAGUCCCGCCUAAGAAGCGACCACCAUCACCUAUUCCAUCCAGUAGACCGCCUGUCACUGUCAAUAUUCCGCCAAAAAGACCGCCCCAAACGGUACCGCCUACUUUCCCAGUGCGGGAAGUACCGAAGACAAACCCACCGAUAUUUAUUAGUCCGCCUACAACACCACAAACCCCGUACCCACCAACAAAACCACCAGAAGUAUUAACACAAAGACCUCUUAUCCCUCACAUCGAACCAUCACUUGUUCAUAUGACGUCAUGCCCACGUGGACUACACGAAAUACCCGGAUUAACAUGUGAUCACAUUCUUGGUUGUCCUGGCCACAGUCAGUGCUUAUCUGGACUGUGUUGUACAAAUGAAGUAAAUCCAGUUCGUACGUGCCCGACAGAAUAUACACCUAUCCCGAACAUCAAUUGUGGACUCAGACAACAUUGUCCUACCGGAAGUCGAUGUGUGUCCGGUAUUUGUUGUCGGCCACCAACUCCGCUUGGCAUACCAAGUUGUCCGCACAAUUAUACCCGGGUACCUGACCUUCAAUGUGAUUUCGGCACUUGUCCCGGAAAUGGCGUGUGUGUUUCCGGAAUUUGCUGCACAAGGAUUAGGAAAAUUGAGCUAGAAGUACAGCCACCAAUUUGUCCGAAUGGCUACAGACUUGUCGGCAAUACUCAAUGCAGAUCUGACUCUGGUUGCCCAUUAGACAGUCUGUGCAUUGCAGGACAUUGUUGCAGAUUUGUACUAGAUCCUAAAAAAGUCCCUGCAACUCGAGAAUUCUUCAUCCCACCGACACAAAAACCAACACAGACACCAAAACGCACUAUUCAAAUACAGACAACAACACUUCAAACGAAAGUGAUCGAUACUAACUCGCCCCAUGGUCUACCAGGAACAACUCCAAUACCACCCGUUCCAACUUCAAUUUCAAUAGUUCCAUUUGUUCCAUUAAAUCCGACUUUUCCACCUCGAAGACUGUCUUUACCACCAUUGUUUAUAUCUACUUCUAAAACCCCGCAUAAUACUUCUUUCCCACCUUAUAUAGUUCCUCCAGUUAAAACUCAACCACCAGUAGUCCCAACAAAACCAACAUUUGUUCCUUCCGUUACAUCAUUUAUUCCAUCAUUACCACCUUCUCCUCCAAUUGUACCCCCAUUUGUUCCAACAACACGAACCUCAGUGACACCAAUACCUUCUUUCGUUCCAUCAGUCCGACCUUCUGUCCCAUCUCAACCUCCCUUUAUUCCGAUAGCCGGGCCCUCUGUCCCUUCUUUACCUCCUUUUAUUCCCACAGCAAGACCCUCUGUCCCUUCUGUACCUCCUUAUAAUCCAACAGCUCGACCCACUGUCCCUUCCGCACCUCCUAUUAUUCCCACAGCUUGGCCCUCUGUCCCUUCUGUACCGCCUUUUAUUCCGACAGCCGCGCCCUCUGUCCCUUCUGUACCUCCUUUUAUUCCAUCAGCUCGACCAUCUGUCCCAUCGGUACCUGCCUUUGUUCCUUCACUAUCACCUCCAGUUGCAACAUUUUCUUCUUUAAUCCCAUCAGUUCCGCCAUCAGUUCCUUCUGUACAACUCUUUAUACCAUCUACAUCAUCUCCACCUGUUAACCCACAUCCUCAACAAUCGAAACCUCCUAAAUUACCGCCCUAUAUUGAAGUUACUCAGCCAAGAAGAGCUACCACACCUCCUGCGCUUAAUGUGCCUACAACAAAUCUACCAUGGUUACCUACGUUUUCAACACCGCAACCUCUUCCAUUCACUAAUAAAACAUUUCACCUUCCAAAUCCAAUUCCCCGACCGCCUGCGACAGUAUUCCCUCCAUUUUUUCAGCCAACUUUUCCUGUAACGUUUCCGCAGACUGUACCGAAUGACAUGCCUCCAAUAUUGCCUAAUACUCCUAAACAACCUAUAACACGUCCUUCAACAGGCCCGCCAACAUUUCCUCCGACUGUGCCUUUUAGUAUGCCUCCUAUCGUGCCAAACAUAACUCCUUUAUUUCCCAUAUCUCCUGAAUUUCCAAGUCAAUCAACAUUUCCAAUUACAACCCCGACUAUUCCAACGAAAGACCCGUUUUCCUUCAAUAUACCGAGCAGCCCUCAAACACCUCUAUGGUUUGACCCAUUUAAUUUUACUGCACCGGGUACGACCACCUAUCCAGCAGUUCCGACUGUAACAUCAAAAACACCUACGCAAACAAAUCCAGUUCAUAUACCUGUUGUAACAAAUGGCUUUUCAACCCUUAUACCAAGACCGCCGACUACAACAUAUUUUCCGUCACUCUCAACAUCAAAGAUACCUGCAUGGCAAAACUUGACAACUCCAAGAACACCGUCUCCAUCAACACAAACAAAGACAGUUACCAAUACUGUUCGCAAGACCUCAACAUCAAUUCCAACUUUUAAACCAUCGACGCUCUCACCUUCAACUUUUAAUUACAACAUCACACCACCUCCUAUUCUACCCCCAAGUUCAUUAAGGCCAUAUCCAGGUACAUUCAAACCAUUUAAUAUCACAAUACCUCCUUUUCCACUACCGCCUGGCUUCAACGUUUCUACAAGUUAUCCAUACUGGGAUGUUAUGACUACAACAUCAUCAACACCAAAUACAACUAUUAAACAAUCAAUUAAAACGACAACAACGUACCAGACGGUCAAACAAACCUCUCCAGUACUUAAUUCAAGUAUAACAUCCACAACACACCAAUCCCCAAAUACAACAGUUGUAACGCAAUCUACUGCUAAAACCACAGUAAAACCAUUGCCUACCACGAAAGCACCGUUAACUCCAACAAACAUCUUAACGAAACCAACACCAGCACCGGUGACUACGACACCACCAAGGCCAAAGAUUCCGUCCAUAGAUUCGAUAUGUCCUCCAGGAAAUGUAUCUAUUCGUGCAUUAACAUGUGACCAAAAUCGUAAAUGUCCAGCAGGAAGUCAGUGUUUUUUUGGAAUUUGUUGUCUAUCGGUUGAUACCGUGCAAAUCU
Messenger RNA from Ruditapes philippinarum (Manila clam), 3799 nucleotides. RefSeq lists its product as uncharacterized. The record is from RefSeq and is a predicted model, not a curated record. The annotation marks the transcript as partial. Lineage: Eukaryota; Metazoa; Mollusca; Bivalvia; Venerida; Veneridae. The transcript has 7 exons.